Messenger RNA from Phycodurus eques (leafy seadragon), 3511 nucleotides. RefSeq names its product major facilitator superfamily domain containing 13a-like (gene mfsd13al). The transcript has 8 exons. The record is from RefSeq and is a predicted model, not a curated record. Lineage: Eukaryota; Metazoa; Chordata; Actinopteri; Syngnathiformes; Syngnathidae. Bases 752 to 2212 code for a protein of 486 amino acids.
AAGUCUCCAUAAAGAGCAGUUAACAUCAAAGUGUUUGAUGACCGCGAAGGUCUUUGGGGCCGUGUCGUGUCAAAGUUAGCAGGAAACGGCGACUCACGCUUCAUCGUACGGACAAAAACAAAAGUGCCACGGGGACGGGCAAACUUCCGCUCUUCGGACUGAGGGAAUGCCCGCGGGAAUAAUGAGGCGGACGCGCUCGGCAACGGAAGAUCAAGCCACGCAAACGUCUCGGAGAGUCCCGCGUCGGCAAACAAUCGGGCAAUGAGUAAGCGAUCGAGAAGAAGUGGCGGGUGGGACGGGCAACGGCCCCUCAACAAACAAAGUUAGGUUGAGCGGGUUUGCGGCGCCGUGGAGUUCAACACACAGUUGAGCACAGAAACACACUUUAGGAGGGAGAAAUACCACACUGCGCUUGCACUGCGCAAUAACUUGGCCUUCUCGCGCACGACACGGCGCGCUUUGAUGGCCGCGUUGCAUCGUGGGAUGCGGCGGCCAUUUUAGGCGAGCCGUAUCCACGGUUUACGCGAACGAGGCCGUGUUGUCGCGCAGAGCCACAGAGGGCCCGUUCGAACGCCAGAAAGAGGAAGGCGAUUAAAGAUUAAACCGUGGACGAAGGCGGACCCGGGAAGACUUUGCCCUCUCUCGGUGCGGUUCGCACUCGCCGGCUGGGACUCCGGCACGUCUUUGACGGAGGAAACGCAAAAGCAAAAAGUGCGUUUGACGGCUACCUGACAGUCGGGCGAGCGCCGGCAUGGCGGCGGCGGCGGCGGCGGCGGCGGCGGCGGAGGCGAAAGGCGGCGCGAGGCAGACGCGAAGCUCGGCGCUCCGCCCGGGACUCAACCCGGCGGCUCUGGCCUACGCCAUGACCACUUUGGGUUCCACCAUGAUCAACAGCAUAUUCAGCUUCUACUACGUGAAGCUCUUCAUCAACGAGUAUCGGAUAUCCGAGGGCGCUUUCCACCGAUCACAAUUGGUGUACAUGCUGUGGAACGCCAUCAACGAUCCUCUGUUCGGAUACCUGCAAGACAACUCCAAGGCGGCGUGCUGCGCCCAGCGGCGUCUCUCCAUCCUGUACGGCGCCCCGCUGUACGCGGCGGCCUUCCUCAUCGCCUGGUUCCCGUGGCGACCCUACGACCCCGGCGACUGGCUGAGCGGCGUCCACCUGACGGUGGCGCUGUGCGCCUUCGACGGCCUGCUCACCUUCGUGCUGCUGGCUCAGUGCGCCCUCUUCGCCGAGAUCUCCGGCCACCACCGGAACCGACUGAGACUCGUCAAGUAUAGCCAGGUGGCGUCGCUGCUGGGCUCCUCGAGCGUGCUCUUCUGCGGCCUGCUGUCCAAAAACAUGGAGGACUUCGCGGCCUUCCAGGGGUUCACGGUGACGGUGGCCGUCCUGAGCUGCGGCUGCAUGCUCUACACGGGCCUCCGCAGCCGCAGCCAGUUCGACGACAAAGCGUCCGAGGAUCCCCGCGACUCCGAGUGCCCCCCCGCCACGGUGAAAACGCUGACGUGGCAAAUCCUCAUCAACGGGGACUUCCGGCACUUUGUGCUCAUGAACUUUUUCCAGGUCUUCAUGCUGGCUUUCUUUAGUAAUUUCACUCUGAUCUUUGCCGAGCACCUGAUUCCUUCUGAUGUGCUCUCGUCGCUGGCCAGGAGCGUCAUGUACGGCGCCGGAUUCAUUUGCCCUCAGCUGCUGGUGUUGAGCUGCGACAGACUUCUUCACAGCCUCGGCUACUACAGGAUGAUCCUGUACACCUUCUACCUGGAGGUCUUCAUGGGGGCUUUCAUGCUCGCGCUGGGUCCCCAGAACUAUCGUAUCCUGGCAUUGUUCCUCACCCUGAGCAUGGUCUUGGUGCAAGCCACCUUCAGUCUGUUCAGCUUGCCGCUGGCGGAUAUCAUCGACACCGACAUGCAGAAGUACAAGCGCAGCUCCCCGCUGUCCUCGAUGGUGUUCGGGACCAACGCCCUGUUCACCAAGCCCGCGCAGUCUCUGGCGCCGAUGUUGGUCAUCAACAUUCUCAACCAGUUCGGCUAUGAGCAGCUGAAGGAUGCUGGGAGGGACAUCAACCCAAGAGCGUUGGAGAGUCUGCACAGCGUCAUGUUCUACCUGGUGUGUGCGGUGCCCAUGUGCGUCGCUGCCGUGCAAGUCCUGGCUUGGAGGCCCUUCUCCAUACGCAGCAGUCACACCGUGGACAGCAAGUACAUUGACAGCUAGGAACGAUGCCGAGGACGAGGCCUGACCGUCCUCGCUUUGGGGAAAUGAUAUUCACAAGUUACUCGUAAAUGUGUGGCUAUUUAAGAUGAUCGGGGGGUUGAAAUGGUGGGGGAAAUGUGUACAAAACCUGUCAUCUAGCUCCGUGGGAAGAUGUGUGACCCCCAGGCAGACUCCCUAUCUUAACAAUUUCAGUUAAGUCAAAUGUUUGAGCGGAAAAGAUAAAAAAGGGAAGGUCUGGAUGUACAUAGUGACGUUUUCCCACAGUCGGCUUAUUAAUGAGCCUUCUGAGUCCCUGAAGAAUUCCGCAGUCGAAACCCGAGUACAGAUCCCACACCGUACCGUGAAGCUGGUCGACUUCAAGUUGUUGUAUUUUCCAAACGGGACAUAAAGCGCCGCACGUCUCGAAGAGGUCUGACUCGGAAUGGGAACGGAAAACACUUCGUUGACACCUUCUUCGGUGAGUUCCUUCAAAUCAACAGACGUUGUGCUUCGAAGCACAUGCUAAUUACAGUACGAGCAUCUUCUUGGAUUUAGGGUUUAUUGGUUAUGUAUUAUUUUUUUUUGUCUUGAUAAGCUUUUUUUUGGCCUUUUGGGGCAUACGUUCACUCCAAUUUUUUUUAACACUUUAUAUGUUGUAAUUGGUUCAACUUAGGACAUUCCAUUACCAUCCAAUUGGAGAAUAUUCCUUCGAUUGUUUUUUUUUUUUUUUUUUUUUCCCCUAGUCAAAAUGCUAUUCUCUCAAGUCAUUAAAAAUGGGAGCAAUUUCCAAUUUGCCUCAGCUUGAUGUCGAAACGGUAAAUGGAGUGCACUUCAGCCAAGUGGAGCUAAGUUUCCAUUUGCCAAAUUGUGUAAGUCAACAGGUUCUCCCAGGUGCUUGUUGGCGUGCGUGCAGGAGGAAUUCCAAGAUGUUGCACGCGCCAUUUGGAGAUCACAUUACAACGUUACAUCUGCUUACAACUUUAUAUCUGCUUGUACGCAGCCAUUUCGCAGUUUAUCGUGUGUUGUCGUUAAGAAGAGGAACAAAAUGCCAAUGUCAGGCAGGACUGUGCGAAAGGUUAAGUAAGGCCUCCGUUCGCCUUUUUUUUGUUGAUUUCAGCAACACUGUAAUGAGCACACAUCAGAACUACAGCGCCAUUCACUAUCAGCAUUAGCUCCCACAAGGCAACGCUCUAAACCGGAGUGGGGGCAAAAAAAAAAAAAAAAAAAGGGCAACUAGUUUGUGUUUCUGCCUAUUUGGCUUCCUGCUGACGUCGGACAGACGGACUGUACCAUUCGCAUUAAUUAAAUGGGGAAAAUCAA